Messenger RNA from Platichthys flesus (European flounder), 1889 nucleotides. Its product is annotated as histone H3.3A. Gene Ontology annotation, cellular component: nucleosome. The transcript is spliced from 4 exons. Gene Ontology annotation, molecular function: protein heterodimerization activity; DNA binding; structural constituent of chromatin. The record is from RefSeq and is a predicted model, not a curated record. Lineage: Eukaryota; Metazoa; Chordata; Actinopteri; Pleuronectiformes; Pleuronectidae. The coding region runs from base 156 to 566 and encodes 136 amino acids.
UAACACUGUUGCAUUGUGGGGCCGAUGAUUGACGCGUCGGCCAUUUUCCCGCUGGACGCUGCUUCCCAUUGUGGAUACGAAGAAGAAAAUAGAAAGAAGCGAAACAUUUCUCACGACUCUCGCUCACUGUCUGUCACAGGUGAUCUUCAGUAGUCAUGGCCCGUACCAAGCAGACCGCCCGUAAGUCCACUGGAGGCAAAGCCCCACGUAAGCAGCUGGCCACAAAGGCUGCUCGUAAGAGCGCCCCCUCCACUGGUGGUGUGAAGAAGCCCCAUCGUUACAGGCCCGGUACUGUGGCUCUGCGUGAGAUCCGUCGUUAUCAGAAAUCCACUGAGCUGCUGAUCCGCAAGCUGCCCUUCCAGCGCCUGGUGAGAGAAAUCGCUCAGGACUUCAAGACUGAUCUGCGUUUCCAAAGUGCAGCCAUCGGAGCUCUGCAGGAGGCCAGUGAGGCCUACCUGGUGGGUCUGUUUGAGGACACCAACCUGUGCGCCAUCCACGCCAAGCGUGUCACCAUCAUGCCCAAAGACAUCCAGCUGGCACGUCGUAUCCGUGGAGAACGUGCUUAAACGCAGCUUCUCUUUGUCUUUAAUCUUUUCACCUUCUCCUGUCCUUCCUUCACCCCCCUGUUCCUCCACCCCUCACCUGACCUCGCCCCCUCUCUCCCUGUGUUAGUAGUGUGUAGAGGAAAACUGAUUAUAUUAUGGAUAAAUAAAGUGUAUAGUCGUGUUUUUCUUAGUGCUCUCGGCAGCAGACUUCUAGGGUACUGUCUUUUUGUGCAUGUACCAACUCUUUGGUGAUGAGGUCUCCUCAAGCACACGUCUCCUUGUUUGCAUUGUUUCUAAUCUGACUGUUGGGUGAAGGUUGAUUUGAGGAAAAGAAUGAGGUAGAGAAAGAUAGACUAGAACAUUGCAAACAGGGACAGACAGGAGAAGUGGAGCGGUAUUGUCUGCUGGGGGACUCUGGUCUCUUUUCCGCAGCAGGGUGCUAGAAGAACUUACCUGGUCCUCUUCUCCUGCCUCCCAUCCUCUGCCAGCCUCCACAUGUAGAAAUAAAAGUGUCUGUCUCUGCUCAUGAAGGCAGAGGAUGGACUUUCUGUCUCUGCAUGUGUCCAUGAGUGCCAGCUUUGAUCACCACAGCAAAUUGUAUACAAUCCAUAAAAUCCAUUGAUUUAUGAUUACCAUAUUAAUCACUGCUGUCAUUUGUCAUGUGAUGUCUUUUUUUUCUUCCAAAUAAGUUUCAUGCACAGGAUUUUUUUUCUUUAAUACUGUGGAUGACAUGGAGAUGGGGGGAUGAAUCAGACAUUUAUAGAAAUAUUUUUUUCUACUGAAAUGUGAUGCUACUGACUCGUUUUGGCACCAAACUUUGAUCCUAUGUAGAUGCUCUUUUCCUAACUGACAAGCGUUAUUCUCACCUGUUUUUGUGGUGUUCAAAUUGGUUUAAUCUAAUUAUUUAAAGCCAAAGCUUUAGAGCUCAAUGAUGGUGUCAGAAACAUUUUUAGUAGUGGCUCAUUUUUUAACAUAGGACCUUUUUAUGGUAAAGGUUCAUCAAGGUUUGUAAUGGUCUCUAAAACCAAAAGUUCUCAAAGUGAAAAUUAUUUUUUAAAAGGACAAAAUAACUGAUUCAAAUGUAUUGUAAAUCAGUGUUACAUGAAAACUAAUAAUUGUCUGUACAAGUCCCCCCUGUGCUUCAGUUUCUUUCCUCCGGAUCAUUUGAUCAUCUGUAUACCGUUUCUCAGGUUGACUGGUCACCCUUUUAACUUAAUUUUUAGUUUUUGCUCAAUUUGAUUUUCUUCUUUUUUUUGAAACGUUGAGGAUAAUGUUUCAAUUAAACAAUGUUUGUAAUUUCCAGAUUUGUCAUAUAAGGUGGUAAUAAAUGGAUGUUACACACAC